Arabidopsis arenosa is the source of this 1275-nucleotide messenger RNA. The record is from the annotation of a GenBank genome assembly. NCBI's taxonomy places the organism in Eukaryota, Viridiplantae, Streptophyta, Magnoliopsida, Brassicales, Brassicaceae.
CUGAAGCACCCAAAACAAGUAAAGAAAAGCAUCACUCUUUUCGUCUUCUCUCUUCCUCCUUUCAUCGAAAAUGGCGGACAAUGAUUCUCUAGAUCAGUUCUUGGCUGCCGCCAUUGAUGCCGCUAAAAAAGCUGGACAGAUUAUUCGUAAAGGGUUUUACGAGACCAAACAUGUUGAACACAAAGGCCAGGUGGAUUUGGUGACAGAGACUGAUAAAGGAUGUGAAGAACUCGUGUUUAAUCAUCUCAAGCAGCUAUUUCCCAAUCACAAGCUCAUAGGAGAAGAAACUACAGCUGCAUAUGGUGUGACAGAAUUAACAGACGAACCAACUUGGAUUGUUGAUCCUCUUGAUGGAACAACAAAUUUCGUUCACGGGUUCCCUUUUGUGUGUGUUUCCAUUGGACUUACGAUUGGAAAAGUCCCUGUGGUUGGCGUUGUUUACAAUCCUAUUAUGGAUGAGCUAUUCACCGGUGUCCAAGGGAAAGGAGCAUUCUUGAACGGAAAGCCAAUUAAAGUGUCAACUCAGAGCGAACUUGUAACCGCUUUGCUCGUAACAGAGGCGGGUACUAAACGUGAUCAAGCUACAUUAGAUGAUACAACCAACAGAAUCAACACUUUGCUAACCAAGGUUAGGUCCCUUAGGAUGUGUGGCUCGUGCGCACUGGACCUCUGUGGCGUUGCGUGUGGAAGGGUUGAUAUCUUCUAUGAACUCGGUUUCGGUGGUCCAUGGGACAUUGCAGCCGGAAUUGUAAUCGUUAAAGAAGCUGGUGGACUCAUUUUUGAUCCAUCCGGUAAAGAUUUGGACAUUACAUCACAGAGGAUCGCGGCUUCCAACUCUUCUCUCAAAGAGGUUAGGGCGUCGACCACUUUGGAAAACCCUAGAAACGUUGGUUCCUUCAACAGGAAUGACCCUAACGUUGGCACUGGAUUGGUAGGCGCUCCUUCUUGCGGGGACCUCAUGAGCCUCCAGAUUAACGUCGAUGAUUCCGCUUCUGAAUGGAUCAAGGGCAAAACCUUAGAGGAAGUUUUGACCAUCAAGAAUGCGGAAAUCGCAAAGCAUCUAAGGUUGCCACCCGUCAAGCUACAUUGCAGUAUGCUUGCAGAGGACGCUAUCAAGUCUGCGGUCAGAGACUACAAGAAAAAGCAAUCAAAGGCUAAUAAUGCUGCUGCUGCAGGAGAAACCGUCAAGGCCGGAUUCCACUAAAUUUGAAUUUGGAAUGAGCUUUUUUAGGGGCUUCUUUGCUACCACUUCCAACAAGGUACAUUAUUCUUUUU